Messenger RNA from Soboliphyme baturini, 1500 nucleotides. The record is from the annotation of a GenBank genome assembly. NCBI's taxonomy places the organism in Eukaryota, Metazoa, Nematoda, Enoplea, Dioctophymatida, Soboliphymatidae.
AUGAAGUCAUCGAUGCUGUCCGUGCUGCUGUGGACUUGUGCCAUCGACUUGCAGUUCGCAGCUUCAUCUGAGACGAAGAUGUUUCCCAAAGCCAAGGUACCCGAUGACCUGGUCAGUUACUUUACAUUCACGAAUCCGAAGGUGCAACGCAUUCUUGAAGACUAUUUGCCGGGGGUGAUCCCGCCAGCCGACUUUGAAGUGUCCCCGAACGCGCCGCAAGGCAGAGCCAUUGCCGCGGCCAACACCCGUCCGGACUCUGGUCUUCCAAGGAUCAUAGAAAAGGCCAUCGAGUUUGCAGAUUCGGCCGUUUCUGGCCAGCAAACAGCUAAGGACUCUUCCAUGGUGAAGAGCAACCGGUCGUCAAUCGCCGGCAUACCGGACGUCUUUCCUCACUUGCCAAAGGCACCGAUUGCGGAGCCAGCUGCAAUUGCCACUCCUCCAGCCGCUUCCUUACCUAGCAGACCAAUAGUUCCUGAGGGAGGCUUGGGACCACUCGCGAAACUGUUGGAACCGCUUAAGAAGACAGCUGACCAAAACUCGCAGUUGCCGGUGUUUGGAGACACGUCGUCUACGUUGAACCUGGAAACUGCGGAACUGACACCUGAUUUGUCCUUCUUGCCUAACAGUGGGCUACUGAAGACGCAGGGUAAAGCUGCGACAGGAGAGGAAAGAAAAAAGAUUCAAAAGACUGCUCCAGAACGUGAGAUUCCCAUCCCAGAGCCCCCUCAGCAAAGUGGCGGCCUGACAUCGCAGAUUUUACGAAGCAUAGGCCUCGGACAACUUGCCGACAGGAUCGAUUACACGGAACUAAAAUCCGUGAUUGGCCUCAAUCCACCAGAUAAAGAAGGAACGAGUGUUCUCAAAGGAACACUGUACAAUAUUCUGGCUAACCAUGACCCGCUGCAGCGAGCUAAGCUCUGGAAAAACAAUACGAACGCGAUGGUGCUUGGAACCAACCUGGCUUUAGUUCAAAAUUUGUUGAACCUUCCAGAAAGCCCGCUUUGCCAACCGAAGCCACAACCGGUCGACAACUUUGAUGUGCUCUAUAGUCCGCCGCUCGCCACUGGCCCUUGCAAUCAUAAACUGACAGAUGUCGGAAAUGGAGGACCGGGAACGAUCGUGGACACCUUCGAGUACACAAGAGGAAACAGUCCAUACGACAAGCCAAAAAUAGUUUCCGGUUAUGGCGUCCUUCGCAGGUCUGGCCUGUUCGCAUACCGCACUAGCAACAAUCCCACAGAUGUAAACAUGUACAUCGUGAAUGUUGGCCCGCUGAAUCAAAGGGGACAGUACGAAUACGUGGUGAUUACAAUCAACUGCAACUACCCGCUGUACGUGCUGGCUCGAGAUCCGGUACAGUACAAAUCUCGGUACGAAUCAGAGGUGAACGAUUUACUCGUCCACAACAAGUUGGUUACCAACUGGACCAAGAUGCUGAAUCUGAUAGCCUCAGUGGACCAUAACCUUUGUACGUUCCCGCCUACGCUGUUUAAUUCAUGA